AUGCGAACUCAACAAAACACUAAUGUGAGCCAUAAUGCAACACUUGUGGUGAUUUCUUUGAAACGCCAAGGUGUUAUCUCUUUCUCUUAUCUUAGUGGUUCAAAUCAUAAGGCGAUAGCGGUUAAUUAA
Molecule: messenger RNA, 129 nt
Organism: Dentiscutata heterogama
Lineage: Eukaryota; Fungi; Glomeromycota; Glomeromycetes; Diversisporales; Gigasporaceae
Source: the annotation of a GenBank genome assembly